AUGUCGAUUCGCGAGGCCGAAGCUGCCGACCGUGACAAGGACGCUGAGAGAAUCAACAAGAUGGCUCGUAUCGGACGCAAGCAUGCAGCGCUAUUUGAGCUGGCCUCCCAGGCGGGGUCCGAAAGCACCGGUGCCCCGCCCCAGGAUUGGCCCGGCAAACUGCUCCGCGUAAUGUCUUCCGCGGGCUGGGCAGAUCCGUCAUUCUUGGAGGAGCUAUCUGAGAGCGGACUCGUGCGAGCUAUGUACAGGGCGCUCCCGGUGCUGAAAGCGAACGCUUCCAAUCGCGCAACAGCCAGCAGCGUCCAGGAUCUGGCCGACCUGGAGGAGUCUAUGCGCAAGCUGCGCCACGAGCUCGCGCUGGCUGAGAAGCGCCUGCCUAGCCACGGCAUCUUGGGCACCGGUGGAAGUGCUUUUUACACGACCUGGGCAUCUGUGGGCUACGUCUGCACUGUCAUGCUGCAAGCGCUGGUCUCCACUGCUGCCUGUGCUCAAAGUCCUCCUGCAACCAAUACUCGCACCAGCCCAGCGCCCAUGGACGCUGCCACGGGCAAUAAUGUGGAGCCGCCCCCGGCACCUGCCGCGGCCGCGGAGAUGGCACCGGGCGAGGCAGGUUCAGCCACGCCGCAGGCCGCAGGCCCGGAAAGCCAUUCGGUUGCUGAGUCGCCCACACCCGCCACCGCGACGGUAGGAGCGGCUGGGGAGAGCCCUUCAGACACCAGCACGCCAGGAGGACCCGCGGCGGUGAAGCCGCCGCCAGGCGGCAGCGGCACUGGCAGGCCUGCUCUGGUGACGGAGGGGACGCUGCUCAAGCUACUCGGUAAUAAGCAUGUCGUCGCGCACGCCAGGGAUGUGAUGCGCGUGGUCCCGGACCCGUGCAAGGCUGCGCUGGCGCGGAUCUUGCUGACCCAGAUCUGUACGGAGAUGAGGGCUUGGCUUGCCACCGGCGCGCUCUUGACAGCGUACAGUGAAGCGCUUCGACCCAGUCUUUGUCCCGCAGCUGUCGGCGGCGCUGCAGCCACUGCAGCUCCCACCAAGAAGGUGAAUCCUGCUGCCCUUGUUGCGCCUGCUGCCGCUACCGCUUCACCUGGAGAAGAUAGCCCGGAUAUGAAUCUUGUCAACGGCGGGACGCGCAAGUCAACCGAGGCUUCCGUGGGCGACUCGGCACCCAGCAAUGCAGUGCCGGCAGGGGCUGCUCCAGCGACAACGUCCGCAGGCGCUAUUGGUGAUGUGGAGAUGAUGGACGCGGGGGCCGCCGCGACGGCAGAAGACGGGGUUGAUGAUAUCGCCACGGCGGCUGCUGGCUCGCGAUCCGGCGGUUCAGAUGCAGAUAGCGCUGCUGCCGCCAGCGCGCUUGAGACGCCCCCGGCGCGUCGCAAUGGCGCAAGCUGCAAUACGGCCGGCGGCACCGCUGACGGCGCUACGGAAGAAGCCGCCGCGGGGUCACCUUCCGCUGCCGCAAACGGCAACGACCCAGCGGCGACGGCGGACGACGAUCCACGGGUCUUUCUAGUCCGGCUUCUGCAGGCCGUGGCGGCGGCCCUGUGCGAGGCCGUAACGCGCGCUCAUUGCGUCGCCCGGAUGGCGGUGUUGCUACGCGGCGAGGCGGUGGGAAAGUUUUCGAAUGCAGUGGCGUACAUGCCGACGGCGCUUUUGAUCAACGAGCUCAUGGCCCACCUGGACGGGCUUGCGUGUGUGGCGACGGCCCUGGGAUGCGCGGAUAGCAUCCGACCCAGCAUCACGACGCUGCUCACGAGCCAGGCCAUCAAGGAGCUGCUGGGGGCAGGAAAGGUGUAUGUGACGACGGUUAUUGCUGCCGGCGCGUUAACUCGGGACCUGGCGAUUGACGCGGUGAUCCCGCAGAGCUUGCGCCAGGGCUACAUGGCGGCGGUGCUGACCCCUCUGGAAACGGGUGCUCUGCUGAACGAGCGCCGGGCGCCGCAGGUGCUUGCGUACCGGAGCAGCAUCACUGAGAGCUCCUAUUAUCAGGUGAUGGACGCGGAGGCUCUUCCGUACGGCGUCAACGUCAGGUUUGAGGAUGAGCAGGAGGCGGAGGGUAUGGGUGUGGUGCGUGAGUGGCUGUCGCAGAUCGCGGCGGACAUAUUUUCUCCGGAACGGGGGCUCUUUGUACGGGGCGCUGCGGACCGCCGCGUGGUGCACCCGUCUCCGCACAGCCGGAUGCAGGAAGACCACUUGGGCUACAUGCGCUUUGCGGGCCGCAUCGUGGGUCUGGCCCUGCGCGCCAACGUCCCCUUGGGUGUGGUGCUGUCUACCGGCCUGUUCAACUACCUGACGGGCCGCCGAGCCACGCUUCAGGACCUGCAGCAGAUUGACCCGCAGGUCUUCACCACGUGCCAGAACAUCUUGUCCAGCCCGGGGGCUGCUGCGUUGGAGCUCUUUCACGUGUGGCAUGUGUCUACUGGCGAUGAGAGUGGUGGAGACUCUCAGGAGCAGGAGCUGGUGCCCGGGGGAGCGGGACUUCUGGUUACUGACGCCAACAAGUCCGAGUACGUGCAGCUGCUGGCCCACCACCUGGUGGUCAACCAGGUGGAGGAACAGGACACAGCGCACCACCUGCCCGACGAUGCGCGACUGCGUCGCGCCUUUUUGUCGCCGCUGCUGCUGGAGGAUUUGAACCGCAUAACAGCGGGCGAGAGCACGUUGGAUCCGGAGGACUGGGCCCAGCACACGGACGAAGCGGGCUUUGAGGGCCCGGAGGAGCAAAAAAGUUUGGACAUGUUCUGGAAGCUGGUUUCGGAGUACGGGCCGGAAGACAGGCAGCGCCUGCUGCAGUUUUGGACCGCCAUGACGCACCUGCCUUCAGGCGGCUUCAAGGCCCUCAAUCAGCGGCUACAAAUUAUGAAACUUGGCCCAUCAGGCGCGCGACAGGCUGCCGGCGAACCGGGUGGCGGCGCCGACAGGCCGCCUGCAGCAGCACCGGCGGGGAUAAGCGCGGAUGUUGCGCAGACGACGAAUUGGCGCGGGCCGUCCACCGAUGGCGAGGGGCCGCAUUCGCACCGGCUCGAUGGGGAUAGCCUGGAGGUGGAGGAGCAGGAGCACAGCGACGGUAUGGAGGAGGGCGGGGAGGAUGCUGAGCCCCGCGGGGUCCAGCAUCGACAGCGGCAGGAGGGGACCACUGGGUUGGCGGUGCGAGCGGCUGCCCCACCUGUUGGCAGCUUGGGCGUCCUAAGCCCUGUUGCUGGGGAUGCCGUGCCGGCCGCAGAGGCAAAUCAGUCGGACGCUGAAGGGGCCAUGGGCACCGCAGCAGCCGCAGCACAAGCAGUGGCAGUGGCCGGGGGCGCUGGUUCCACGCAUGCACCGUCCGCAAGCGAGCCCGAGCAUGGCGAUGAUGACGGCGGCGAAGCUGGCGAAGAACCGGAUAUCUCGUUCGGCGAAGAGGGAGAUGACCUGGGCGGGGUUGAAGACGCGAUGGACUAUGGAGAAGAGGAUGAUGAUGAUGAUGAAGAGUUUCAGCGGCAGCUGGAGAUGGCGCUAGCGCUGUCAUUACAAGAUAUGUCUGCUGCUCCUGCGCCGGAGAGCGGGUCGGACGGAGGCUCUGGUGGCGGCAAUACCGGCGAAGGGAGCCCCGGCGGGGAAAGGGAGGGUACUGGUGAGCCGUCUUCUGGCGGGGCCGGUGCGAGCGAGGCCGCGGCAGGUGUUGUCAGCCAGGACGGUCUGGCACAGACAGGCGGAGAGGCUGGCAAUCACGCGGAGGCUGCCGCUGCUGCUCGUGAGGCCGAUAACGAUGUUGCCGGCGGCGGGUCCAGGAUUAAAUCCGCGGCAGAGCCGGGAUUGAAUGGGGUUGGUGCUCCGGAGGAGGCGGGUGCAGAUGCCUGGAUGUCCCAUGGCGGCGGCAGCGACGGCGGCAACUCAGCACCCAGUUCCGGCUCGGGCUCCGGUAGUCCCGCCGGUAUUGGCAGUGAAGGAGGUGUUGGCAUGCAGGCUGCGACGGGAUGCACCGCUGCAGCGGAGGGCGGACUAGGGGAGGGUAGCAAUUGGAGCUUGGAGUCAUCACCUUCCCCGGCUACUGCUGGGGCUACUGCUGCUGCCUAUGCAGAAGCGGUGAAUGAACCCGGCGGGCCGGGGCUUGCACACGAAUCAGGUCGGGUCGAUGAGGGCGCUUUUGCAGCGGCCUCGUCGGAUGCGACGGCCGCGGGGCCAGCUGCUGCUGCUGCUGCCGCACCGGGGCCCCCUGACGGGGCACUACCGCAAAGGGAGUCUAUGCCAAUGGACACAGAUGGCGCCGUUGGGCUCGCGGCAUCGACAUCAACGCAAGACGCCGCCGCCGCCGCCGCUGUUGUUGCUGCUGCUGCGAACGGCACUUCCGUUGAGCAUGGAGCAGCAACAGCAGCAGCAGCAGCUGGUGAUCCUGCUGGCAGCGGAGGAGAUGCAGAUUUGGGGCCUGGUUUGGACUUUUCUGUGGGUCCCGGCGGCCAGCAGGACCUGCCACACAACCAGGUGCAUGCAGCUUACCAGCAGGAGCAGCGGGAGCAGGAGCAGCGGGAGGCCCAUGCGCCGGGUGGCGGACAGGAGCUGCAGCAUGAACUUGGCGGGAGUGCGGCCCCGCAGCCAUGGGCUGCGGAGGAGGGGCAGGGGCAGGUGGGAACUGCAGGGGCGGAGGAUCAGGGAGUCGAUGCCGGCAUUGGGAACGUUGCAGCGGCGCUGCCGCCCACGUCGAAUGUCGCGGAGGCGGACGGUAGUGGGGAUGGCACUACUGGCGGUGGCGGAGGUGGGCAGGAGGUCGCCGCCGCCGCCGGGGAUGAUGCGCCGGCGCCGUCGGCCAGUGUGGCGCUGCCGCUGCUCCCUCAGGCUAGGACAUGUUUCCUGCAGCUCAAUUUGCCCGUUUACGCAAGCCUUGAGGACAUGCGGCGCGCGUUGGCCAUAGCCUUGGACAACAUGUCAUUUGGGCUACACUGA
Messenger RNA from Volvox carteri f. nagariensis, 4914 nucleotides. RefSeq lists its product as uncharacterized. The record is from RefSeq and is a predicted model, not a curated record. Gene Ontology annotation, molecular function: ubiquitin-protein transferase activity. The transcript is spliced from 12 exons. Gene Ontology annotation, biological process: proteasome-mediated ubiquitin-dependent protein catabolic process; positive regulation of protein catabolic process; protein polyubiquitination. Lineage: Eukaryota; Viridiplantae; Chlorophyta; Chlorophyceae; Chlamydomonadales; Volvocaceae. Bases 1 to 4914 code for a protein of 1637 amino acids.